This is a messenger RNA of Diaporthe batatas, 1566 nucleotides long. RefSeq lists its product as uncharacterized. The transcript has a single exon. The record is from RefSeq and is a predicted model, not a curated record. NCBI's taxonomy places the organism in Eukaryota, Fungi, Ascomycota, Sordariomycetes, Diaporthales, Diaporthaceae. Bases 1 to 1566 code for a protein of 521 amino acids.
AUGUUCGCGUCGCUCCCACGGCAAGGCAGGGCCCUCAUGCUGGUCUGCGCCAUCAGCCUCGUCACCAUCUGGACCUACCGCCUCCCCCGCCUGUGCAUCUUUGACCAAUGCCCCAACUCGCCUAAAUCCGUCAUCCCUUGCGCCAGCGCUUUAGGUUACCAACGUCAAAGCAACAGCAACAGCAGCAGCAGCGACCUCGACCUGUCGGCCCCGGAUGCCCCCUUUGUCGCCUGGCCCUUGGCCCGCGUGUGCGGCGAGAACAAGAGGUGGACCCCGGGCCUGGUCUUCAUAUGCGACAACAACUCGGGCGGCAUCGGCAACAUCCGCAACUUCAUCCUGACCUGCCUGCGCUAUGCCAUCGAGGCCGGCGCCACGGGUCUUGCGCUGCCCACCAUCCAGUCACGCAGCGCGGACAAGUUGGACGACCUGUUUGUCGGCGACAAGCUGCCGUUCUCCUACUUCUUCGACGAGGCCCACUUCCGCCGCGGGCUCGCCGAGGCCUGCCCCCAGAUCACCAUCUACAGGGACGACCUCGCCGACCUGCCUGGUCUUGGCCUGGACAUCGAGGAGCCGGGAGGGGGGAGGCAGCGCGUGGCAGAAGCGCCCGAACAGAUCACGCCAAACCACUUUGGCCUGAGGGGAGGAUGUGACAUGCGCGACCUGAACCGCCACAGCGCCCUGUUCGGGGAACGGUUCCACGCCUUCCUCAGGGACAAGGACGAGAGCCAGAGCCAGGAGGGGGGGUCAAACCCGCAGCAGGAGGGGCAGCAGCGCCUGGCCGGACUCGCGGGCACCAUCCCGAAGCCCAGGCUGGUGAGGAUGAACUGGGGCGUGCAGUGGAACUGGCCCGUCCUCCAGGACGGGCCGGAAUUCGCGGCGUCCUAUGGGGGCCUGCUGCGGUUCCGGGCUGACAUCCUCUCGCUGGGGAUGAAGACGGCGGACGCGAUGCAGGCGCUGGCGCUGGCAUCCUCCUCGCCGGACAACAAUAACAACAAGAACGACAACAGAGACGGGCGCCGCGGCUCCUUCGUGGGGAUACACCUGCGCACCGAGAGCGACGCGCUGGGCGCAUGGCCCUCAUUCGCCAACCAGACGGCCGCGUACCUCGCCCGGGUGGCCGGCCUCGACCCGCCGCCGCCCAGGCACGCGUACCUCGCGACGGGGAACGCGACCGAGGCGGCGAGGCUGGCGGCGCAGGCCGAGUCGCAGCAGGGCCUGCGCGUCGUCACCAAGCACGAGCUCCUCGGGCAGCUCCCCCUGCUGGCGCGCCAGCUGGACGCCCUCAGCUGGGACCAGCAGGCGCUCGUCGACUUCGUGGUGCUGCUGCGGUGCGGCUUCUUCCUCGGCGUCAGCCCCAGCUCCUUCAGCAUGAACGUGGCGCUCAAGAGGCACCUUGGCGCGGACGCGGGCGCGGGCGCGGACGGCCAGGGCGGCGGCUCAAGGGGCUUGCUCACCCGGCCCUGGAGGGUCGGCGAUGCGCAGGGGGACGGGCGGAGCUGGCUUGUUGGCCGGUAUGAUCGCUACUGGGACGACUGGUUGUUUAUGUAUGACUCCCUGUGGCCUUGA